Culicoides brevitarsis is the source of this 1554-nucleotide messenger RNA. Its product is annotated as pickpocket protein 28-like. Bases 1 to 1554 code for a protein of 517 amino acids. Lineage: Eukaryota; Metazoa; Arthropoda; Insecta; Diptera; Ceratopogonidae. Gene Ontology annotation, cellular component: plasma membrane. Gene Ontology annotation, biological process: sodium ion transmembrane transport. The record is from RefSeq and is a predicted model, not a curated record. Gene Ontology annotation, molecular function: ligand-gated sodium channel activity. The transcript has 7 exons.
AUGCCUCUCUUAUCCGAGCUAACAAUACCAAAAAAGCGAAAAUCAAAACCUCAUCGGUAUCAAAAGAAGAAAAUUGACAUCAUUGAAGAGCAUUUUGAUGAUUAUUUUGUCAAUACGACAUUACAUGGAUUAAAAUACGUGGGAAUGACGAACUUGAGUAUCAUCGAAAGAUUAUUUUUUCUCGUUUCCUUCAUUUUCGUCGUUUGUUUGUCCGGAUAUUUCAUCACAAAUGUUUACAUGAAAUGGGUUCGUACUCCGAUCAUAAUCUCUCUCGAUCCCCAAUUGUCGCAAAGCAAAGAUUUUCCAUUUCCCGCCGUUACAAUUUGCAACAUGAAUCAAGCGAGAAACACUUUUGCGAAGAAUAUUUCGAGAGACUCGAUUGAAUAUGCUGUACUUACGAGUAUGUGUCAUCACACCAAACUUGAUUCGACGUUCAAAGAUAAUAUUUUUGGAAAAUGGUCUUAUGUUCGAAAAUUAAUUUUGAAUAUUACACAACCUUGUUCUCAACUUCUGACUUCAUGUCGUUUUUCCGGAAGAAGUAUCGAUUGCAACAAAAUUUUUCGCACAAUUUUAACGGAUGAAGGGCUUUGUUGUACAUUCAAUAGCUUGGACUCGGCUUAUAUGUUCAGUAGAUUCAGCGAAAACAAUAACUUUGAUAGCGGAGUUCCAAGAUCGAGUGUUUUUUGGUCUCCCGAAACUAAAUACAACAAUCAGGUGUUUGAUGAGACGCCUCGUCGAAAUCCGGGGGCAGGAGUUCAUAUGGGAUUGUCAAUAAUGCUGAAUCUUGAUUUUGACGAAUACUUUUGUUCAUCCUCUAAUUCAUAUGGAUUUAAGGUUUUGUUGCACAAUCCUGCAGAAACGCCUAAAAUUAGCAAUUUUGGCUUGUUAUUGAGUGCAGGAAUGGAAACUCGACUCCUUUUUUCUCCUGUUUGGUAUUCAGCAUCUCCAAGUAUCAAAGAUAUUCAUCAAAAUGUGCGUCAAUGCAUUUUUGAAAAUGAGUCGAAAUUGGAUUUUUUUCGUGUUUAUACGAAACAAAAUUGUGAAAUGGAAUGCGAGGCAUCAAUUACGGAGCAAGAAUGCAAAUGUCGAGCGCUUCACAUGCCCAAACUGAAUGAUGAAGUUAGGAUUUGUGAUCAACGGGAUUCUGCCUAUCGCACGGAGUACUUUGGAGAUGAUUCUUUGUUAUGCGAAUGUCUACCAGCUUGUUAUGAAAUAAGUUAUUCUACAGAAAUGUCGAGUGCCCCUCUGCUACGCAAUAACAUGUUCGAUGGAGAUGCAAUAUUGGAUUUGAAGAAUACAGGCAUAUUGCAUGUAUUUUUAGAAGACGCAUCAUUUCGUAGCUUUACGAAGACAGAAUUUAUUGGAUUUACGGAGUUUUUAUCCAACACAGGAGGACUUCUCGGAUUGUUUAUGGGAUUUUCAGUGUUAUCUGUGGUUGAAAUAAUAUAUUUUUCGAGUAUGAGACCUUAUUACAUGCACAAGAAAGAAAAGGAAUUGCUCAGAAAAGCAGCUACAUUGGUUAGUAAAUCCGAAAUUGUUGAACUGUCUGAAUAA